UGGAUCAGGAGCUUUUGACGGACGCGUGUUGUUUCUAUUUGUGACGCGACGCUCCGCUUAGUCCCGCCCACAGCGAAAUCUGAUUGGUCCAAAAUCCCGCCGUGACGCCCCGCUUCUGCGGAAGACGCGCGUUUGUGUCGCGCACUUCUGACGCGACGGUGGGUGAUUCCGUUCGACGCGCGUCUCAGCAGCGCGUCAAAAAACUCAAUGGCCGUGACUGAGAAACUCAUCCAGAGCGUUCACGCUUACCCGGUGCUUUAUAACGUGUCGCUGCACGAUUAUCGCAGCGCGGAGCGGCGCGUCAAAGCGUGGAGGGAGGUCGCCGCGUCUGUCGGUCUCUCCGUGGUGGAGUGCAAGCGCAGAUGGAAGACCAUCAGGGACAGAUUCAUCCGAGAGCGGAGGCUGUGUCAGCUGAGGAGGGAAGAAGGAGGCCGGCGCCUGCAUUUCUGGCCGCACAGAGAAAGCCUGUCGUUUCUGGAGGCUCACGUCAGGAAGAAGAAGCGCGUCGCUGAGCAUCCGGAUGACUCUCUGGACGAGUGCAGCGGCGGAGACUCCAAGCCCGGUCUGGAGACAGACAAGCAGUUCGAGUCGAAGCUCCAGCCGGUGACCCAGCUGCCUCCGGGACCGAAGCUGCCGCAGACGCCCGCUCCAACCGUCACCAGCGAGCUCCACGGCAAGACGGAGAAAGAGAAGGAGGCCUUUGACGAGGACGAGCUGUUUCUCUUGAGUUACGUCCCUGCGCUCAAAAGACUGACGCCGCAGAAAAGAGCCGCCGUCAAGAUGCAGAUCCAGCAGAUCAUGUUUGACGCAGAGUUUAAAGAGCAGCUCUGACUUCUGCAGCUCACUCCAAACAUUUCAGCAGCGAAGAUGCUGUCUUUCUCUGCAUACCUCCGUUUGUGCUGAAAUAAACUGCCUCGGCUUUCGUUUAGGUUUCAUUUAGUUAUUUAUUGGUGCAAACAACCUUGUUUUGUAAAAUAUCACAAAUUGUCUUGGUGCAAACUGCAUUUUAGGCCCAGAUGAAUGCAAAAUAUAUUUGUCAGGGGCUAAAGCUGCCCGUCGUCUUUUCUUUCAUUGAUUAAUAAAA
Molecule: messenger RNA, 1084 nt
Organism: Sinocyclocheilus anshuiensis
Lineage: Eukaryota; Metazoa; Chordata; Actinopteri; Cypriniformes; Cyprinidae
Product: transcription factor Adf-1-like
Exons: 2
Coding region: 208-831 (207 amino acids)
Biological process (GO): regulation of transcription by RNA polymerase II
Cellular component (GO): transcription regulator complex; nucleus
Molecular function (GO): DNA binding
Source: RefSeq, a predicted model, not a curated record